AUGGACCCGGCAUCCUCGUCGUCCCGGUCAUCUUCCACCCCGCACACUCCUCGAUCUCAGGUAACUAGCGACGGCUCGCAAACUUCGCAAAGCAUGUCGGAUGCUCGAUCAUCUUCCUCCCGCAAACGGGCGCCUCAACCUGCGCGGUCCAGGCUGAGCCGUCCAUUUCGCUCUCCAGUCAAGAAGGACAAUCCAGAGGAGCCCUCCAGUCCGGCGCCGACAGCAAGUACAUCGAAGGCAACGCUGCCUUGUAACCAGUCUCAGGAGUCGUCAAGGUCGACAUCAUCAUCCUCCGUGGCAAUGAGGAAGCAACGUCAGGCGCUCGAAGCUAGACUGCUGCUCUUGCAACAGGCCAACAAGUGCCUGCGCGAAGACUUGCUCUCGACGCUGCCCAAGGAGAUUGCACGGUGGCGCGAAGCAGGGCAGCUGGCAGCGCAAGAUCUGUGGAAGAUCACGGGUGCCGACGGCGGAGACUGGUCCAGUCUCGCAGGCGCAUCGACACGCGAGGAUCACGUGCUCGAGCCGUCGCCGCCGCCUUCCCCGAACGCUCUCAAACGCAAAGCGAGAGACUCUCCGGAGCCUCAUAAUCCUCUGCUCCUGCGUAGAAAUCGCAUCGGCUCACCUGGCGCAGAAGAGCAAGCAGCCGCGCUGCGAACUUUGGUGGACGAGACGGGCUCGGCUCAAGGCGUCGACAGCCAGGGCGCCGACUCGGAGAUCUCCCUACCCGACCUCUCGGAGCUCUUGCGCCGGUCUCAGACCGCAAUCGGAGCACGCACAGGAAAAAGGCAGCAUGCUUCGCCGUUUGGCGAAAGCGAUCGCACAUGGUCAGCACCAGCAGCAGCGUCGGCGUCCGGUGCAUUGCCCGAGCGUGGCUCUGGGAUCGAGAGCAAAUGGAACAUCGGCACUAUGCUCGACAUGCUCGGCGCUGACAAGUCUACGCUCGGCUGGAACGUCGAGGAAGAGCAAUUCGCCGACUCUCACAACGCUUCCUGA
Molecule: messenger RNA, 993 nt
Organism: Moesziomyces antarcticus
Lineage: Eukaryota; Fungi; Basidiomycota; Ustilaginomycetes; Ustilaginales; Ustilaginaceae
Exons: 1
Coding region: 1-993 (330 amino acids)
Source: RefSeq, a predicted model, not a curated record